GCGCGGGAUGGCGGAUUUCGAUGAGAUCUACGAGGAGGAGGAGGACGAGGAGCGGGCCCUGGAGGAGCAGCUGCUGAAGUACUCGCCCGACCCGGUGGUGGUCCGCGGCUCCGGUCACGUCACCGUAUUUGGACUGAGCAACAAAUUUGAAUCAGAAUUCCCUUCUUCAUUAACUGGAAAAGUAGCUCCUGAAGAAUUUAAAGCCAGCAUCAACAGAGUUAACAGCUGUCUUAGGAAGAAUCUUCCUGUUAAUGUGCGGUGGUUGCUUUGUGGCUGCCUGUGUUGCUGCUGCACAUUAGGCUGCAGUAUGUGGCCAGUUAUUUGCCUCAGUAAAAGAACACGAAGAUCGAUUGAGAAGUUAUUAGAAUGGGAAAACAAUAGGUUAUACCACAAGCUGUGCUUGCACUGGAGACUGAGCAAAAGGAAAUGUGAAACGAACAACAUGAUGGAAUAUGUCAUCCUCAUAGAAUUUUUACCAAAGACACCGAUUUUUCGACCAGAUUAGCAUUUGCUUUAUUUAUAGAGACUUUGCAAGUGUGUUGUCUUUCCAAUGGUGCCUUGCUUGGUGCUCUCCUGCUGGUGACAUGAUGCUGGUUCUACAGAAUCGGGUGGUGGUUCUGUUUGUUUUGUUUUUAAAUAACCGCAUGUUCUAUGUGUGCAUAUUUGUCAAACUUUGCAAGUUAUUUCAUACAGAUGUUUAAUACUUAAGUUAUUGUGCUCUUUUCUGUUAUGUAUUCUGAUUUUCAAGGAUUACUUUUUGUAUUCUCAAAAAAAAAAAUACAUUUGAACUUAGCAUAAAAAUGGCCAGCCUUUGUUAUUUUGUCAACAAGGUUCACACGGUCCAUUGUCAGUUCCUUAACAUAGAAAAACAUACUUGUUGUCUGUUCUGACAUACUCUUGUACUGUUUUGUUUUUUCCCUUCCCACUAGAAUUUGUACAGUAGUAUUUGAAACCAGCACAUUUUCUCACAUAGCCUUUUGGGCCUGCGCUGACCUUUCUCACACAGUUCCUGAUGCUCUGUCUCAGCAGAUAUACUUUAGCUUUAUGAAGAACUAGCAAUGGUUUUGAAAAAUCUCUCUUCAAAAGGUCGUUUUCCUGGAAUAGACACAUCACGAGUGGUGUGCAUGCAGCAGCGGUUGCUGGGACUCAGUGAGCUCACUGCAGAGUAGCAUCUGUCCUCAGUGCCAGUCAACAGGCAGAAAGGCAUCUGUAUCCGGUUAUGUUCACUGCUCAGCACAUCUUACAUACAGAAGUAGAGAAUUACCCCUUCUAAAUUCAAAUGUUUCCAAUCUAACAAUUGUGGAAUGGAUGUGUUUCUCGAUAGUUUGGAAAGAAAACAAACUUCUAGAAUUAAAAAUCAUCUGAUAUAACACUAGUGUAUUGUUAUAUAGAGUAGAUAGUCACUAAGAAAUGGUGAGUAUGUUUAAUACUAUUUCCAAUCUACCCAUUCACUUUCAAUCCAGUUAUAUACUUUUUUGAUUGAAAAUUGGAUAUUUAAGUUCAGAUCAGAUUAGCUUAUUACUUUUUUUUAGCUUAUUACUUUUAAAUAUAGACAUACAUAUAUUUUUUCUGUUUAGUUGUACAUAUCUCCACACUAUAGAUUUCUGAAUGGCCUAUGUGUAGACAUUGUUUUUUUAUAAGCCUAAAAUUAAACACAUUUUAAUGUGUUGUCAAGAACUUGUUCCAUAUAAUUGUGGUAUCGAGCAAUAAUGUGAAUAACGUUUGAAAUUAUAUAAACUAUGUUUAAUAAUUUGUAUUAAGAAUUAGUACCACUACCUCCCUCCCCCCACCCCAUAUUAAACCUUUUAAAUACCAGUUUUGUUAAUUGAUAUACCUGUAUUUUUAAAAAGUGUUUCUUUGUACUUCUCUAAAGUACUGUGCUUCUAUAUAAAUUUGAAUAGCUAAAUGCCAGUAUCUCAAAUCCUAUAUGGGAUUUUAGGAAUUGUCUUUAAAACUUGGGUUUAAGAUAGUGUCCUAACGUGUCUGUCUGUCUCUCUCUCUCUCUCUCUCUCUCUCUCUCUCUCUCUCUCUCUCUCUCUCUCACACACACACACACACACACACACACACACACACACACACGAGAACUUAACAACUUGAAUCCAUAGAAAACAUUUCUGUGAAGUGGAGCAGAGUACAAAGGAUUUAAAUGGUUCCCACCUUUCUUUAACCUUUAUCUAGCCAGGGUAGAUAUGUCCUACCACCAUAAUUAGUGCAGUUCAAAAUAAUGCUGUCCCAAACUCCAGUGUUCCUGUGUUUCAGUGUGAACUGAUUGUAUAUUCACACAGUGCUGAAUUCGUCCCAGGCUUCAGAAAGAGCAGCUAACCAUGAUGACCAUGCAGGCUGUGCACAGUGUCCUGUACACAGCUGUCGCUCUGUAGAAUGCCACAGAGAUGGGCUGCAGAGGAAGCUUGGGCCUAGUUAAGAGGCUGUUUGUCUCCUAUUGCUGGUCAAAAUUAUAUUGUUGUAAGAAUAUUUUCACAAUUAAUAUUAACUAUAGGAUUUGAAAAGCUCUUAUAACUGUAAUUAGAAAUGUGUUCCCUACUGAAAAAAUCCCUAGAAAUGUGUACUCCCACACUUCAGAUGUACACAGAGAAGAGCCAAGAUCCAUGGUAUGUGCAUUAUCAUAAACUAAUCAUACCUCAAGCAUUUAGAGCUUUCAUUAAUGACUUACAGUAUUAUUAUUUCUUAAAUAAUAAAUUUAAGUGCCCAUGUACUGGAAAUUAUAUAUCAGAGGCACCCUUAUUACAUGAACAUCAGUCCAAGGAAAUAUUUUAAACAGAAGUUGUUCCUCAGCUCCUGUUUUCUGAUCUUAAGUUUGUAAGUCAUGAACCAUCAGUGCUUUUUAGACUGGCCAAGAAAAUAGAUUAUUAGCAGGAAAUCCAACGUAUAGGUUUGUAUGUAAGCUGAUAAAUUACCUGUGAUCUUUUUUGUACAUCACUGGCUUUUUACAGGUAGCCACUAUUGCUAUACAGAAACUUUCCCAAACAAUAUAUUUUGCAAACUAUUAUAUUUUACACACAACUGUGACUGUUUGGAUUAGAAUAGCUAUUCUAGAGUCCAGUAGCAGUAGUAAAACUGAUGUGACAUUUUCAGCUUUGAGGUGAAUGUUGCCCUUUUCUCAUGAAGGGUUCACUGUAUCUAUAUAAACUAGCAGCAGAUACUACACCAAGAGUCUUUAACGACUAGAUUCUAGUUAUUCAGAAUAGAAACCAUGUAAUUGUGUCUUAAAACCCACAAACUAAAUUUAACACAACCUUGAAUAAUAGUAAACAGUGAUUUCCACUAAUUAUUAGCAUAGUUUUAUAAGUGAACAGUUUUCAGUUGGGAAGAACGGCACCUUCCCCAUAGUUGUUUUCACGGUGUUGAUGGAGCGCUCCUGAUUGUUUCCUUGUAGACACAAGCUAGCUGUACAGCCUUUGGACAGUUUCCACUGCAGUCACGGGGAGGAUGCUCCACGGUGAUACGUGCAGUUGAGACCCGUGUUUGCAAGUUCAGAUGCACUAGUUUUACAUGUUCUGUACAUAGUCAGACUGUUGGAAUUUCCAUGAUGUUUGGCUUCACAGUUUACCAUGUGAAGUUUAGCUGCAUGCCUGAUAUCUCAAUUGUACAGAUUUGCUUUGACUUGCUGUUGAACACUAGUACUGAAUCAAAAGUAAAGUAUGUUUAAAAUUGUCUUUGACACUACACCAGCAUCUGGUUGUGGGCCCUUCUGUCCUGACAGACCUUGGGCUGGGUAUGUCACCUAAGGCCUGGUGGAUGAUAGGCAGCACUCUGCCACUGAACUACGUUCCCAAACACUGCUACCCUCUCAGUGGUCCAGUAUUCCCACCUAUACCUGGGAAUAGUUCAGAGUUGCCUUUUAUCUUCAUUUCUCAAAGAAACCAUUGAAGAUGAUAAUUCUUUCUCCUUGUUUUGUUCUGGUCUGUUUUGUUUUCUGAUGGACUAGCGUGGCCUUCAACUCUCAGUUCCCUUCCCUAGCCUACAGGUACCAAGAUUACAGGCUUGUAGCAGGCUAAUAUUUUCAUUCUCAUAGUACUGAAAACAGAUUUCAAGAUGCUGAUCCUGUUGUUUUGUUUUGAGAUGGGUUCUCAUCUAGCCCAGGCUGGCCUCAAUCCUUUUGUGCAACUGAGGAUUGCAGGCAUUAGCUAUGGUGCCACAAGAUGCUCAUCUUGAUUUCAGGACAUUUCUGUUGUUUUACAAUGUCAUCAGAUUAUUUGGUCUCUUUAUUUUGCUUUCGUUAUCAAAAGAAGAUGUUAUGAUAUGACCACCUCAUGAUGUUACCUUUGUUUAGCUGUUGUUUAUUUUUUCUUUUCAUUAAGUUUUAUGUGAGAGCAAUGUACCUAGAUGUUUAAUGGUAAUUAUUUGGAUGUAGAAUGUCAGCAUAAAUGAGCUCUUGUUAAAUUUUGUGUUUAAAAUUAGAGGUGGGGUCAGCCAAACAUUAGGCAGAGAGAGAGAGAGAGAGAGAGAGAGAGAGAGAGAGAGAGAGAGAGAGGGAGAGGGAGAGAGGAGAGAGAGGUCCCAGGUUAUGGGUGUCCACCAGAUCCCUCCCUCGGAGCUCGGGAAGUCUGAGGAAGAGGUGGAGGAGGAUUGUGGGAACCAAGAGGGGUUGAAGACUCCAUGAGAGCAUGGCCCACCGAAUCAAACUAAUAGGGUUCAUGGGCAUUUCGGGGGGUCACAGAAACUGAAGUGGCAUUCGCAGAGCCUGUAUGGGUCUGUACUAGGUUCUUUACAUGUAUGUUAUGAUUAUUGGGGUUCUGUGGGACUCCUGAAAGUGGGCUGGGGGUGUCCCUGACUCUGUCUUCUCUUGGAACCCUUUUCCUCCUGCUGGGUUGCCUUCCCCAGCCUUGAUGUGAAGGGUUAUGCCUGGUCGUACUGUAUCUUGUGUCAUGUUUUGUUAAUGUCCCUAGGAGGCUUGAUCUUUUCUGGGGCGGGGGGGAGGAAGGGACCUGGAGGAUGGAGAACUAGGGGAAGAACCAAGGAAAUGAAGGGAAGGGAAGUGCGGUCGGAAUGUAGUACAUGAGAGAAGAAUAAAAAUGUUAAACAAUUAGAACAGUUAGAGGUGGGGUAUUCCCCAUAUGUACUUAAAAUAUUUUGUGUGUUUAAAGAUUGGGAAAAUGUUGACUAUAAUGAAAAAAGUAAUGUGAUCUUUUAAAACCUAGUUACACCUGAGAUCAUCAACCCAUGUUCUCCCUUGCAUUUCUAAACACGAUACUCUUGAAUUGGGA
This is a messenger RNA of Peromyscus californicus insignis, 5228 nucleotides long. RefSeq names its product cysteine rich hydrophobic domain 2 (gene Chic2). The record is from RefSeq and is a predicted model, not a curated record. The transcript is spliced from 6 exons. NCBI's taxonomy places the organism in Eukaryota, Metazoa, Chordata, Mammalia, Rodentia, Cricetidae. The coding region runs from base 8 to 505 and encodes 165 amino acids.